This is a messenger RNA of Dromaius novaehollandiae (emu), 573 nucleotides long. It is a transcript of the gene DEPP1, whose product is annotated as DEPP autophagy regulator 1. The record is from RefSeq and is a predicted model, not a curated record. Gene Ontology annotation, biological process: regulation of autophagy. Gene Ontology annotation, cellular component: mitochondrion. The coding region runs from base 1 to 573 and encodes 190 amino acids. Lineage: Eukaryota; Metazoa; Chordata; Aves; Casuariiformes; Dromaiidae. The transcript has a single exon.
AUGCGAUCCGGGCUGCUCCUCAUCGGGAGCUGCCUGACGCCGGAGGUGCCGCUGCCUGGGACCACCAACCCUGGGAAGGCGGAGGAGCCCCUGGAUGCCUACGUGAGGUCCAUCAGCCAGCUGGCCCAGCCGUGCUCAGCGGGCAGUGAGCCCCCGCGCCCCUGCCGAGCCCCCCGGGCCAGGGCCAGAGGGACCCCGAGCCGGAGCAGUGACAAAGGCCAGCCCUCUGCCACCUCGCUGCAGGACAUCACAGCCCAGUUCAAUGGACAGCAGAGCUCCCCGGGGCUCCGCGGUGCUGCUGAUCCGCUGGCAUGGCUCUACGGGCUCUCGGACCCCAAGCAGCAGAUGAGGAGCCCCGCAUCUUGCCCCUCACAGCCGGCCCCGGAGUCAGACCUACAGGCAGCUCCUGGGCCGUUCGGCAUUGCCCCCAAGCCGGGUGCCCCAUUUGUGCCUGGACAGAGUUCUUGUCGCUGGCAGCGGUCCCGCAGGCGGGCAGCCCUGCCCGGCUCUGCCAUCAAAGGCCGGCCCGGCCGACCCCAGAACUCACGCUUGCCUGUGAUUUAUGAAUUGUGA